AGAGCAGGAAAAAGGAAGAGAAGGGCAAGAAAGACAAGGAAAACAGGAUGGCUGAGGUGUUUCUGAAACUAAACCUGGGUAAUUAGGUGCUACGCUGGAAAGGGAGAAAAAAAAUUGAGGUUGGUAGAAGAGGGCGGAAGAAGAGGAGGUUAUUUCCGAAAAGCAAAGGAGUAACAGUGUUGUAGAGAGGCAAGGGAGGGGAGAAAGAAGAAACUAGUACAUAGAGUGCUGAAACUUAUAAGCAUUCCGGAUAAACAGUUACAAAGAAGUUAAAAGAAAAAAGAAGCAAAAACAGAGACGAGGGAAGAUUGCAUCCGGAGCUGACAGGUGAAACUCGGCUAUCCAGGAUGGACAAAGUAGAGCGAGUGAUGAAGAUGGUGAAGAGGAUGUCACCAAGGAAGAAGAGGAGGGAAGGAGGGGGAGGAAGGGCAGGAGGACCAGGAGAGCUGGAGAGCCCAGAUACCCUGUGUGAUGAACUCUGUCGUUUCAGCCUCUGCAUUAGCGAUGAUGGACCAUAUGGGAAAACUAAGGAUAUCUCUGGACCAGAGCAUACCAUGGCCUCAAGAAGACACAGCAUACCUGAAGCUCUGCGGGGGGUGACUAUGGUGGAGCUGGUGAAGAAAGAAGGCAGCACACUGGGCCUCACCAUCUCAGGAGGAACUGAUAAGGAUGGAAAACCACGUGUAUCAAACUUACGACCUGGAGGACUGGCAGCCAGGAGUGACCAGUUAAAUGUUGGGGACUACAUCAAAUCCGUGAAUGGGAUCAAUCUGACCAAACUGCGGCACGAAGAGAUAAUCAGCUUAUUGAAAAAUGUAGGAGAGAGGGUUCUGCUGGAGGUGGAGUAUGAACUGCCCCCCACAGCACCAGACAGCACCUCAGGGGUUAUAUCAAAGACAAUUGACAUCUGUUUGCACAAAGAAGGGAACAGUUUUGGUUUCGUCAUGAGAGGCGGUACCCAUGAGGACUGGCACAAAUCACGCCCUUUAGUGGUCACCUAUGUCAGGCCAGGAGGCCCAGCAGACAGAGAAGGUACCCUGCGCCCUGGCGAUCGUCUCCUCAGUGUGGAUGGUGUGCCACUACACAACGCAAACCACAGUGAUGCUCUCAGCGUGUUGGCCCAAUGUGGCCAGGAAGCCCUGUUCCAAAUUGAGUACGAUGUAACUAUCAUCGACUCACUGGCAAAUGCAUCUGGUCCACUGUUAGUGGAAAUAGCCAAAUCUCCAGGAGCAACACUAGGCAUCACGCUGACUUCAGCCAAUCAUCAAAACAAACAGGUCAUUGUCAUCGACCGGGUUAAACCUGGCAGCGUGGUGGACAGAUGUGGAGCACUGCAUGCUGGGGAUCACCUGCUGUCUAUUGAUGGGACAUCAACAGAGCACUGUACGGUUCUGGAGGCAACACAAUUAAUAGCAAGCACAACAGAACUGGUUAAAUUAGAAAUUCUUCCCUCGCAUCAAACGAGGUUAACUGGAAAACAGCAUGACACGGUCAAGGUUCAGAAGUCGGACCAUCCCCACUCCUGGGACCCUUGUGUUAAUUACUGUCCCCCUCCAAACUCCACUCUCUGCAACACAAGUUCGACCCUCAAUAAAUCGUGGACAGCCUCUAACAACAACACAAUCAACAACCUUGACUACUGCAAGUCUCUUGUAUCAGCCAGUUUCUCUCCUGCCUCUACAACCACUUCUGGCCCCAGCAGCCAGAGCUCGAGCACGUUACCCAGGCCCACUGUUCCCAUGAGUCCCCGUAAUUCACUGCUUAAACGGCGGCAGAGAAAGAAAGAGCAUAAGAGCUCCUUGUCCCUGGCCUCCAGUUCGGUGGGUCCAGGUGGUCAGGUGGUUCAUGUAGAGACCAGUGAGGUUGUCUUAACAGGUGACCCACUGAACGGCUUUGGUGUACAACUACAGGGAGGAAUAUUUGCCACCGAAACGCUGUCAGCACCACCACUUAUUCGAUUCAUAGAGCCUGACAGCUCUGCAGAGAGGUGUGGCCUGCUGCAGGUAGGAGACCGUCUUCUGUCGAUCAAUGGAAUCCCCACAGAAGACGGAACACUCGAGGAAGCCAAUCAGCUCCUUCGAGAUGCUGCAUUGACCAAUAAGGUCACACUGGAAAUAGAGUUUGAUGUAGCAGAAUCAGUGGUGCCAAGCAGUGGUACUUUCCACGUCAAACUGCCGAAGAAAAGAGGAGUGGAACUGGGGCUCACCAUCAGUGCCAGUAAGAAGCCAGGGGAGCCUCUUAUCAUUUCUGACAUCAAGAAGGGGAGCAUGGCUCACAGAACAGGAACACUGGAGCCUGGAGAUAAGCUGCUGGCUAUUGACAACAUCAGACUUGAAAACUGUUCCAGAGAUGAUGCGGAGCAGAUCCUCCAGCAGUGUGAGGAACUCGUCAAAUUAAAAAUACGUAAAGAUGAAGACAACUCAGAUGAGCAGGAGACAUCAGGCAGCAUCAUAUACACAGUGGAACUGAAGCGGUACGGAGGCCCUCUGGGUAUCACCAUCUCUGGCACUGAGGAGCCUUUUGACCCCAUCACUAUAUCAGGCCUAACUAAGAGAGGCCUUGCAGAAAGGACAGGGGCUAUACAUGUAGGUGAUCGGAUCUUGGCUAUCAACAGUGUCAGCCUGAAAGGGAAGCCACUGAGCGAAGCCAUCCACUUGCUGCAGAUGGCUGGAGAGACGGUCACUCUCAAGAUAAAAAAACAGCUUGACAACAUAGAAGACAGGAAGACGGCAGAUAUAGAGGACACAACAGAAAACGAGAUCAGUGACCCUGAGGAGGAUGAUUUGACAGACAGCCAACAAACCAACAAGCUAUCAGAGCUUUACUCCACAACAAUACCCAGCGUUGACUCUGCUAUGGAGUCAUGGGAUGGCUCAGGGCUGGAUGCAGGCUAUGGGAGCCAGGGUACAUACACCCAUCAAGCAGCUGGUAUCGCUCUACACCCGCAUGAGUGGCGUAGUGCCAAGCAACAACGAAGUACCACGCCUCCUCCUGGACGUCGGAAGAACUACCCGUUUAGUGAUGGAGGCUUCAGUGAGGAUGACUGGGACAAACCACCAGGAUUUAUUGGCCAGCAACCGGAUGGCAUUCUAUUGGAUCCAGAAGACAGUUUCUGGUGUCAAGCUCUGGAGGACCUGGAGACCUGUGGCCAGUCAGAACUACUAAGAGAAAUAGAGGCAUCCAUCAUGACAGGCACAGCCAUCAGUCUUGGUGUAGAUGGUGUCAACAAGCCUCCAUCUGAGCCCAUACUGACCCACAGCAGGAUGAGCCCAUUGCGGCGAAAUUCUCUCCUGCAUCAAGGCAACUUGCACCACCAAGGAACACACCUCCAUCAGGGUGCUCAUCUUCACGAGGAAGCCCACCUUCAUGAAGAGGCUCAACUUCACCAAGACCCCCAUCUACACGAGGAGGCCCAUUUCAACCAGGAAUUGCACCUACAACAAGGGGUCCACAUUCACCAAGAUAUCCAAUCCCCUCUCCUGCACCACGAGCCCAAGUCAAAGGCCUCACUGAGAGUAUCAGAGAGGACAUGGGAGUCCCGUCGGAUCAAAGAAGAGAUGCAGGGUAUUCUGUCACCAACACCACUAGAGCUUCACAAAGUAACAGUGAUAAAGGACCCAGAGAGUGAUGACUUUGGCUUUAGCGUGUCAGAUGGUUUCUUGGAAAAAGGUGUUUAUGUCAACAUGAUCAGACCUGAUGGCCCUGCUGACAGAGCCGGGCUUAGACCCUAUGACAGGAUCCUGCAGGUGAACCAUGUAAGGACGAGAGACUUUGACUGUUGUCUGGCCGUACCUCUCAUCACAGAAGCAGGAGACAGACUUGAACUGGUCAUCAGCCGCAACCCACUUGCCAAUGAUGACCCAGAGGACAAUAACAACACUUUAGACCACGCACUUGACCUGUAACACAAAUACAUACACGUGCACAAAACAUACAGAAGACAUAUUGUAACUGGUGAUGAAGCAUAAACUUAUACAUAGUGGAACUGGCCCAAAAACGCAGACACACACUCACUCACACACACACUCCACCGGCUUGCAGUAUAUCUGUUUAAAUACAGAGACUCCUACUGGAACACACAUCCUAACACGUGCAUGCUCACAUAGUCUCCCCAUCCCAUUUACACUGGGUUGAACUGCUUUUACACAGUACGGUCUAUAUGAAAGCAUCACCACAAUACAGAAAAACACACCAAAAGCUCUCCCGAUAACUGGCUGGACUCACAGUGUUGUUUCGAUUUCAACAAUGACUUACUCGGCACUUUAAAUAGCCAUUUUUACUCAUUUUAACCUGCAAUACGGGUAAGAUUAUUUCAGUUUUUAUUGCAAGGCCAUAUGCUCCCAUGAACCUACAGUACUUGCACCUGAGAGAUCUGCCUUAUACAAUAUUGUAAAUGAUUUUACCGGAGAAAAAUUCUCAGUUUCGGGUUUCCAUUUGUUUCACAGAAGGUUACUAAGUACUAACAGAAAACGGAACAAAUAGUUCAUAAUGGGAGUGUGUCUAUAAUAAAUGUAGCCACUUUAGAAUUUCAUAAUGCUGCUAAGAUUCUGCUCAAACACUGCUGCUCACUUGACAUUACCAAGAAAAAAACAAAAUUCUGGAGUGGUCAAGUAUAGCUGUUUUUUUCAAGGCAGACUUCUCUAUUGGAUCUUGCUGCACAUUAUAAUGUCACUUUGGUGACAUCACAACGCUGAUUUAUGAAGAUGUCAUCAGUGAUGCCAUCACAACUGCCAAACUGUUAUUUUGUUUCAUGCUAUCAUAAAAUGAAAGUGAAAGGAGAGAAGGGCGUAAUUUCUGCUCCCAAUGAAAAAUGGUGUCUUAAGUGGAAUUGACCAAUCACGGCUUUUGCUACACCAUAAAUGAGCAUGAGUGGCUGUGCCCCAGAACAAACUGUACUGCCAAACGAAGAACAUCUACCUGCAUUUGAAAUGUGCCAAAUGUUAUGACAUUAUCCACUAUAUCAAUAGUUGUCUGAGAUCACUGGGUUCACCUCAUCAUAUUUCAUUGCAAGACUACAAUGUCAAGCAACAGUAGCAUUUCAAAUUCAUUUCAAAUCGCAAAAUUAUUAGAUUUGAGGCUCAGAGUGAUUUAAUGUAACAUCUGUUUGUCUUUAUUGGCAUAUUUGUGUAAGGAUGUGUGCCGCAGAAUAAAUUAACUAGCAGCUAGUUUAAUUUUAAGAUGUUAAGUCUGAUUUAUAUAAUCCAACAACAAAAGGAUCAUUUCACUUACCAGCGACCUCAAAACUAAUAUAUACUGUGAGCCACUGGGACCAUUCUUGGAGAAGAAUGCCUAAGCAGUGAUUAAAGCUGUUCCCAAUAGCAGGCAGUGUCAACACAAUGACAAGUGUGAUUUAGGAGGAUCUAUAGGAAUUAAAAUAUUCAUAAUUUUCCAUUGGAGUAUCACUUAUAAGUAUGAAUCAUCGUGUUUUCAUUUGUCCAGCAUGAGAUCAGCAUUUAUGGUUGUGGGCCUUCUGCAGUAAUGCCCGAGUGUCAUGCCGCCAUAUUUUACAGAGGAGACAAGACACAGUUGUUCCCGAUAUGUUCCAGAACUGGAAUAUUACCAAACUGGAAUAUUUGAUAAUAUUCUAUUUUUUGUUUUCUUUUUUAUUAUAUAAUCUGUAUUUCUUCUACACAUCUAAUAAGGAAGUGGUAUACAGUUGCUUGUGAUCUGCAGCCUCACCACUAAACCCUAUGUGGUCCUUGAGGAAGAUUCAAUUAUUGAAGAGUCUCAUUGUCAUGGAUCAUUUAUGCUGUUGUAUAGAUGUUAAGGCAGUGGGAACAACAAGCAACAAGUCAUAAAGAAGUAACAUUCUCUUUGUUGUGGCUUUUAAUUUAACAGCCUUUUAAACUAGGACACACAGUUCAUUCAAAUAAUAGCUAUAGAGCACUACUGCUGUUUGGAUUUAUUGGUAACACUCGCCCUUUUGCACAAAGAUUAUGAACAAAGUCAAUAGCAUCAUCUGCUAUCAGACCUACUACACUAGGUUGCUGGUGAAGCCAGACUAUGGACAAAUUUCCGACACACACAUUCUUACACAAAAGGCUCUGAUAACAAAGGAAAUGAAACCGUACAGUGUGUGUUAUGCAUUUAUUAUCAAGCCAUUUUGUUGUGUCUUUCAUGAAUGUCUGUUUAUGAUGUGUAAUUUGUAUGUGAGUGUAUCAGUAGGUUCUAUUCCAAGGUGCAAUUGGAAAUUUCCAGAGUUCGGCCUGAGUUAAACUGAGCCACUAUCCUUUAAUGGUCAGCACCCUUUGAAGCACUGUGAGCAUUCCUGACUACUUGUGUGUGCUCAUUUGCAAUUUCACCAUGGAUCCAAAAUUGAACUAAGAACAAACAUUAGUUUGAACAGAGUGUGUGCCAAAUGUUAUGUCAAGGAUUGAGAGCUGGUUUUACCCACUAUUAACCUUCACCACAACAUUAAGUGUUGUGGUUUCCUUGACUGACAGCUCAUUAGUGCAAGAUUCUAAUCAGUUCACAUAAUGCUGACUAUUGGGAAAAUAGUAAACCUUUCUCUUCUUCCUAAAGCCUCCCCUGCUAACUUUUGAUUAGCAACCUUGUCACAUCUUACAGAUCCCUUCUUGAACUAAACCUGAUCUUAGUUGUGCGAUAGUUUUAAAGCCCUAAGUAUAUUUCUACUUCUACUGCUAAGGGAAUGUUAAUUUCUAAUUCAAGAGACAGCCAACUAGAACCUUACACCUGCAAUGUGGUUAGACACACAAUCUGUAUUUUUACACCACUGACGCCUCAUUAAUGAAUGAGACUACAGUGUCCAAGGCCAAAGGCAGUACAUCAGGUCAGAAGCACAACAAGUAGCAUUUUUUUUAGUUUGGAGUGGUGCACCAUUAAUAUUUAACAGAGCUAGUCCUAGCUGUAGCAUCAUCUUGUACAGCUGCAAUUUAUUUAUUAAUUUGAUUUAUUCUUCUUUGUGUCAACAUAAGCUGUGACUCAUCAGCCAUCAUACUAACCUGUUUUGGGUUUGACUUUCCCAAAAACUAAAUUUCAGGGUGUUUGAUUUUAUAAUCAAGGGCACUGUGCAUCCGACUAACAAUAGUCAGAAUGCUCAAAGUAGCUGGAGCACUGAAAUACCCUUCACACAGAAACUUUAGAACUUACAAGUCUUCAAGUUUCAAGUUUUGCAACCCCAGACAUUAAUUCCAUUUCCUUCAGACCCCUAAUUUCUCAUGAUUUUUUCUUUUUCCUGCCAAAAAUGUGUUUGCUCCAAUUAUCUUUGGAUUAACUGAAAUUGGGCUGGCUCUUGUUCCCUCCUACUGAUCUUGGCAGUUUAUGAAUGUGCUGUGCAAAAGUAGGUGCUUAAAUUCUACAAAGUAGCAGUUAACUUAAAUAAAUUGCAGUAAACAGAAUAAAACUAAAAUCAAUCUCUGGUUUUGCUACCAUUUUCCACCAAAACAGCACCAAUCUUUUACACUUUAAGCUAACUGGCAUCAUCCAAAUAUUUCUAAGAACUUACCACAGUUCACUUCUUUGUCUUCUUUAAUCCUAUUGAUAGACAUGAUGAAGCCAUACAAUUUCAAAGAAACUGCUCAUCUAUGUAUGGGUUGCUCUUAGUUAACAUUUAAAUACUUUACUGCAGUAUUUUAUAAAUGCGCAAGUUGCAAGAUAAAGGUUUUGUCCUUUUUGAGGAAAAAAACAAAUCUAAACAUCCUUUGCACACUUGUGUGUGUACACAUAUUAGCAUGAAUUAUGGUGAACAAAACUAUAUGGAGUAUAUGAUGGAUACAUCGUCAGUAUAAGGAUAUUAUUAUAAGUGAGUAAUAGAACAGCAUUUUUUUUUCGACAAGACUAACAAAAAAAACUCAACUUUGAGAGAGUCACAACCCCUGUUCCUACCAUUUUCUUAUGUUGUUAUGUAACAGAAUUCAGCGGCACCCUAUAAGAAUUUCCAUGUCUGUAUGGGUGUGAAUAACAAAACAUAUACAGAAGACUUCUAUUUGUCAACGUUUCUCUGUCUAAUACAUGUAUGUGCAAAAAAUGUCCACUACUUCUGGGCAUACACUGUUUCAGAGGUGUGUGUGUGUUUGUGUGUAUGUGUCUGUGUGUGUGUGUAAACUAAUUUGUGUACAUUUCAUUGUACAGUAGUGAGGUUUUAAAGGAUUGUGGGCCUUUAUAUUUUUAUUUCCAAAAACCGGAAAAGGCUUAAAAUAGUGUAAACUCAACACACAUACAAAAAAGGGACAUUUACUUCUCUCCAAGCACUUACUGCUGAAUAUAAAGCACACUGUUGAAUACCAUGCACUGUAAGUAUUUUCAUGUACAAUGGAACAAACUUUUGUAAAGCAACAAAAAAUGAAAAUGCUGAGAAAAGCCUUCUGAAUUGUUUGUUUGUUUGUUUGUUUUUUUCUUUUAUGUAUGUAUGUGGCCAUGUAUACUCCCUAUGCAUUUUUGGGUCAAAUGUCAGUUUAAAGCCCAAUCCAGAACCGUAACAACUGUUCCGCGCGGAUAAGUUUAUAAUACAAAAAAUGUUAUUUAAUUCCCUGUGCUUUUUCGAUUUUGGGGAAAAUAAAAAUGUUCAUGUGAAGAUUUAAUGGUAAUGUACCACAUUUUAUUAGACUAGCUUGUUGGCAUUACUCCCCUGAACCCAUUAAGCGAUUUCAGUACAUUAGAUAAGUUAUUACAUAAUCCACCAUAUAUUACAUCAUCAGCUAAAGUAAAGCCCUUUCACAAGCCCACGCCUGCUCAGUCACUCACAAAUAUACCAUGUAAACAUGGUUAAUCUUGUCGUACAGCUUAAAUAAAGGGCGAUUCACCUUCUGACCAGAGGAUGCUAGUUCAUGGCUAUUGAGCAGUAAGGAAAGCCAAACUAGGUAAAUGUUACUGGGUAAUUACUUUAUGCUUCUAUAACAAGUUCCUGUAGGGGAGAGAGCACAUGUUGCUUUUUCUACCGCACGAGUUGUCAAUGUGCAACGUAAGCCAGUCAUGUACUCAUGAUUUUGGUUGGGAGACUACAGUCAAAUAUUUGUGUUACAUUACAUCAAUCUUUUGGCUCUUUAUUUUUAUUUUUGGUGUGCAUUUUGUUUUGUUUUUUAACAUGCAGUGUCUAAAUUGGAGAGCCUCAGCUGCAGCAAACUGUGGGUAGCAAAACAUUCAAUGGCUGCAAGGAAACUACAUUAUCUUGUCACCUCUUGUCAACUCAACAAAUCAGAAAAUUACCAGUAACAGAUAAAUAAUGUUAGCUGAACACUAGCAAGUUGUUACAACUAGCAAACUAUAGCACCUACCAAUCUGACCAUUAGUUAUACAUAAAUAACAAAUACAAUUGUGACAGCAAAACUACCCAAACCAGCUAUUUAUAGCCAUUUUAUUCACAACUUGCCACAAUAAGUGAGCAGCAAUAAACCUACUUAAACUAACCAGCUAUAAGUAGGCUUGUUGCUGAGAACUAUACAAUGAGUCAAUAAGAUGUCUUGUUAGCUUACUGGCCUGUUUAAUGACAGUUGUUGAUGAGCUAACUUAAAUUUCUUCUCCGAUAUCUAGCCAGUUAACCUAUUUAGCUCAAUGAUAAACACAAACACUGACUUCUUCGUUGCAGUCAGCGUAAUUAUGACUUGAAACUGAGAAAAUGAUGUCAUGCUGCACAUUUCAAAAGUAGGAAAUGUCAGUGUCUCCAGUCUUUGUUCCUAUUUUUUUUUAUUAAUGUGUUUAUUUUUUUUAAUUAUGUUUCAUGCUUUAUUUUUUAAAGAUAUUUUGAUUUGUUCUUUUGCCUAAUAUGUGUUUGGAUGUCAAAGUUGCUACGGUUCUGGACUGGGCUAUUAAUAAUGUACGCAUUGAUAUUGUGUAUUUUUUUUUCCAAACUGUGUAAAGUUCUAUUCUAUGUAAUAUAGUAUUUUUCUAUGACAGUAUGCUCUUCCAAAACAUAGGAAGAAAAUACAAAAUGAAAAAUAAAACGUAUAACUUUGUUGUUGUCAUUUUGAUUUGUUUGUUUGUUUGUUUGUUUGUUUGUUUCAUUUUCUAAGAAACAAAGAGUGUACUGCUAUACUUCUCUUUUUGA
This is a messenger RNA of Maylandia zebra (zebra mbuna), 10003 nucleotides long. It is a transcript of the gene grip2b, whose product is annotated as glutamate receptor interacting protein 2b. Gene Ontology annotation, molecular function: protein binding. NCBI's taxonomy places the organism in Eukaryota, Metazoa, Chordata, Actinopteri, Cichliformes, Cichlidae. Gene Ontology annotation, biological process: neurotransmitter receptor transport, endosome to postsynaptic membrane. The record is from RefSeq and is a predicted model, not a curated record.